Molecule: messenger RNA, 2212 nt
Organism: Gossypium arboreum
Lineage: Eukaryota; Viridiplantae; Streptophyta; Magnoliopsida; Malvales; Malvaceae
Exons: 4
Coding region: 1185-1973 (262 amino acids)
Source: RefSeq, a predicted model, not a curated record
UGUUUUACCAAGAUACCCUCUUUCAUUUCUAUGAAAAAAGGGAACUUAAAUGACGAUUUUAAGUUUAUCAGAUUUGGAAAUCAUCAAUGUCAACCAAGCUACAUCAUAGUAGAGAAAAUUUUGGAAAUAGGGUCGGGAUCCUAAGUCACCAACUUUGUUCGUUUCCACUUUCCAGCAUGAAUUUUCUGCUAGUUGUGAUGAGGCUGAUGGCUAAUAAGAUAGGUUGGUAUCCUUACAGGGUUAGGUUAGGUUGGUUAGGUGGGUAAAUCUGUAGAUAUAUGGAUGAUGAGUUUUAUUCAAAUUGGGUGUCUGAUAUUACUAGUUUAACCUAAUAUGGGGAAUUGAAUAGCAGAAAAACUAGACAGCCUGCAACUCAUGUUUGAUCCUAUCCAUUCAUACAGGUUGUCUAGCAAAGGAGUUCCUAGCUUGAAACCAGAUGGGGACUUGCAAGGUUAAAGGGUUUUUUUCCCACGGAAACUAUAGUUACUGAUAAGACCACAAGCCAAAGGCAAACAAGUGAAACACCAGCCAGGCACGUACCAGCUACAAUAACAACACACAAGAAAACAGCAUCGUCCUGUUUUAUCCUCUUGCCUUUUCAGACCCCCCCCCCCCCUUUUUUUUACAAAGCCUACAUCUUUCUCUCUCUAGAAGAAAAAAAAAAAAAGGAAAAGAACUUGCUUUCCUUUCUCUAUCUACUCAAGGGAAAAACAUGGGAACUCCACGCACCCCCAUCAAAACCACCCACUCUCUCUUUCUUCUUCAAUGGCCCAGCUGGACCAAAAUUUAUGUACAAGGAAAACAAAAAAGAAAGGAAAGAAUAGAUAGAGAGAGAACGGUGAAAGCAAGAGAAGAUAUAGUUAUCUUCAGAUGUCCCCCAAUCACAAAACUCUCUCUGUUUACCGGAAAUACCCUUCUGAAAAUCCGCCCCAAAAAUCCCAUCUUCAUCUCUUUCUCAAUCCUCAAAACAAACAAUUGUUUUUUUUCCCCGAGUUAUUCGGGCUUCUUUGGGUUUUCAUUGUUUCGGUCAGAGUUUUCACAGGGUAAACAGGGAGACCAGAACCUUCCUCUAUAACUUUCCCUUGACUUAUCGAUAAAUACUCUACUUUCUCCCCCUUUGUCUCCCUCUUCCUCCAUAUUUCCUUGUUUUGGCCUUUUGGGUUUUUUUCUUUGUGACCUAAAAUAUGAAGAAGAUUAAAGGGGUUGCUGCUGCUGCAGCCGUCAUGGCUUAUUCUUCAUAUGAUAUGUAUGAUGACCAAAGAGCUACGUUCAGGUAUCCAAUUCAUAUGGAAGAUAUUGAGGACUUGCACAAGGAAACAGAGUUCCUGAGGAAGAAAUUGCAGAUGAUGAAAGAACAAAGAUUGACCCUGUUGGCAGAAGUCAAGUUUUUGAAAAGGAGGCACAAGUUCCUGAUGCAAAACCAAUCAAAACCCCCAGCAGAACGACAUUUUUUGCAACCACAGGAUAUGGUGAUUAGAAGCAAAUCAAAUAUGAAAGCAAAGAAAUCCACUGGAAAGGGUACUUCGUCGAACCGAGCUAUGGCUUUUCAUCUGAACCAAAAGGGAAAGACAAAUGGUGUAAAGGGAACCUGUUUCACUCAUCCUGCCCUUAUGUUGGACGUAAACCGGAAGCAGAAGAAAAUUUCCAGUGGAAAGGUGGAAGUUACUUUGCGAAGUUCUUUAUCGGUUCUCGACUUGAACCAGAGGGAUAGGCUUUAUGGUGGAAAAGAGGCCACUGCUCAAAGCAUAAAACCGAUUUUUGACCUAAACCAGAUUUCGAGAGAGGAAGAAGAACUAGAAGCUCUAACUAAUUCAGUGAGAAUUGAGGAAUUUAAAAGAAGUUCAACCAGAAUCGGAAGUGAUGAGCAGCACCAUGAUGUUAAAAUAUCAGCCUGCAGGAACACUGGAAAUGGGCCAAACAGAACAGGAAAAAGAAAGAUCUCAUGGCAAGAUCAGGUGGCAUUGAGGGCUUAACUCUCUUGCCCGUUAUAGAGGUGCUCACUGAUUAGUUUGAGGGAUUCGGAAUAAUAGUCAGUUUAGCUUGCCUCCUCCCUCCACGCCCCCCCCGUUUUUUCUUAAUUGCUCCAUGUUCUUUACUUCUGUCUUUUUAUCUCGUAUGUAAAGAAAAACAAUCUUAUUAUAGACUCGUUGUGAUCUUGUGAUCUUGUGAUCUUGAAAUUAUAUAAUAAUGGAAACAGCAACCUUAGUCGUCA